AUGAAUGAUUCCAGCAGGGAAAGAGUGAGAGUCGCCCAGAAGAAUGAUUUGAGACGUUGGACAGUUUCCCUUAUGAAUCUGCUACUGUUUAUCUUUUUAUCAUCAUUAAUAUUUGCAGGAGCUACUAAAGGUAUGAUCUCUUUGAAAGCUAUAUGCCUCAUCUAAGAACAUGAUGUUUAUUGUACACUACUAUUGUGCUGCAAAACCACAAACAACGGCCGGCCGGGGGGGGGGGGCGGGGAAUGAAAGUGACUAGCUCAGACAAUAAUCACUGUAUGGUGUCACUCAGAACCUCUCUUCAGCCGGACUCUUCUGUUCUCUGUUGAGUAUGUUUGGUGUCCUUUGUUGAAUAUUUUAAGCUCCUGCCCCUUUAAUUUCUGACACCACUCUACUGGCAACAAAAUUCAGCGAUUUGGGGUGUGUUGGUGACUGGAUACCUUGUCUUCCUGUCCACGCCUAUUAUUUGCCUUUUGUCUCCAUCUGUAGUCAUGUUAAGAAUAUGAGAAGAACCCUGAUGGAUCUGACCAUAGCUCCAUAUAGGCCAGGUAUACCUUCAACCUUUACAGACCCAGGACCCACGUUUAACCCAAACUCGCAUUUGGGGACCCACUUCUUAAAUCUAUUAAGCAUAUAUUUGCAUGGUGGUAGUGCUCCUAUUGCAACUCACCUUGGAUCAGACUGCAGUAUGUAGGACCAGCAAAUCCAGGACCAGGAUGUAGGCCAGCAAAUCGACUUCUCACAGUGACCACCCAGAUUCCUCCAUAAUGCCCACAUGUGAACCCAUGAAGGCAGUUGCCUUUCCCUGCUGUCAUUCCUCAGCCACUGAGAUUCAUUGGUAUAUCUAAAUCUGGAGGUUCCAUGUAGCCAUAAUUGACUGAAUCUAGCACAGAAGUUAGUCAUCCUUCAGUCCACUGGUUUCUGUUGCCUCAAGCAGACCUCUGAUGGAUAUUAAUAUCAUGACCUAAGAGAAAUCCAUUUGAAACAUAUAAACCUGUUAUAAUUAUCUUAGAGCCGGGCUGGGGAAAUCUUUGGCUCCCCAGACGUUGCUGUACUAUAACUCCCACUGCCCCCAUGUGAGUUGGAGCUGAUGGGAGUUGUCGCUUGGCAACUCCUGGAGGGCCAAAGGUUCCCAACCCCACUCUUAAGAGUAUUGGUCUUCAAUUGCUGGGUUGGGACCCACUGCCAAAGCAUGGCCUGAUCUAAGGCGUGGGUUGCAACGCUUGCACUAACAAACCUACAAGUAUAUGGUAUAACAUUAAGAAAUGGGUCCUCGAAUGCAUGUUUGGGUUAAAGGUAGAUCCAAGGUCUGGAAAAACUGAAGCCUAUUGUCUCAGAGUAUCGUUUAAAGGUCUGAUGUUGGGUUUGGAUGAAGAAUUCAUAGCAGGCUUCUGCUCUUUCAACCAUAAUUGAAUAAAGUGAUUUCUUUAAAUGUACCUCAUUUUAGAGAAACAUAAAGUUAUUAUUCGGAUAAAUCAUGAGAAGAAAGCGAACGAGGAGGAGGAGGCAGGAAGUACAAAGCACAUCAUCAUACACCCUGCUGUACAUAAGAUUUCUAUAAUGGAAGGUAAACUUUUUAUUAUUCUUUAUUAAAAAUAAAAAGAAUUAUAAGGCAAAAGACCAGCAACUUUUACAGCCUCAGAGGCCCAGAGUUAUUAAAACAUCUGAUCAACACUUAUGUAACAAAAAAUACCCCACUGUCACCUUAUGAAAAUGUUUAUACAGCAAACCAGUUUGAUAUGCAGAUAUUAAGGGACAAAUGGAAUAGCAUUAGGGAUGUCAAUCUCAACCAAGCAAAGGGAAACUGUGCUAAGUUCUAUAACAAGGGUGUUUCUGGACCUUAGACUAAGACUCGUACAAAACAAUUAUAUUUUGAAUUUACUGGAGUUAGGAAAGGGCUAUCUAAGACAUCUAGCUGCUGGAGAUGAUAAUGCUUCUUUAAAAUUUAUGUUCAUACAAUGUCCCACAUUGGUAUAUUUUUGGGAGAGGGCAGCAGAAAUGAUUAAUGCAACUGUACGGAAAAAUAUUAAAUUUGCAGAGGAAAAUAUCCUUUUGAAUUAUAUUCCCAGUACUUGGAAUCUAACUAAGGGGCAGUAUGGAAAAAAGACUAGUAUUGAUGAACUGGAAGGAAAAAAAUGUGGCUCUCUUCAACAAAUGGACAGAAGAUAUGUAUAAAUUCACAACGCAUGAACAAGUUGCAAGGGAUAAAGUCAAUGUAUAACAGUGUCCCCAGCUCCUCUAGACAGUUCAGAAGGAUGUCAUAGUCAAUGGUAUCAAAGGCCACUGAGAGAUCCAGCAGAACUAGGAAACAGCUAGUUCUGCAAAAUGGCGGACCUCCAUUUUCAUAUGGAGUAGGCAGUGGUAACAGAUGCUCCAUUUGGUCUUCAGUGUAGCUCCCAAUCAAAAGAACCCCUUUUUCUUACUUCAAGUGUUUGCUUCUGCAUGCUACGCAGCCAUGAGCAGCAAAACUCUACACUUGUGUACCAAUGAAUAAUAAUGGUACCAUUUUAAUUACAAGAAGGCUCCAGCUGUUCAUUCUCCUUGAUCUAUGUCUUUCAUGGCUGAUGUUGGAAUUUGCACAGCCAAACUAUACAAAAUAAGGAGAGUACUGCCAAAGUUGUCGUUCUUCUUCACACUGGGAAGAGGGCUAUCCCUGCACUUAGAAAACAAAGAACUACAGUAAGCCUGCAAAUUACGUGGGGGUUAUGUUCUGGGGAUCAUGCCUAAAGCCAAAAUUGCAUAUAGUCAAAAUGCACUGGGUUCAGUGGCAGGUGGGAUUGCCAAAGGCAUUUUUCCUGGAACCCCAGGAAAGUUGUGGGCUUAUUGUAUGUACAUAACAAAACAAUGGACAAAGAAAGUGGUGGGUGCAUUAAAAAAUAUUGCAUACUUCUGCAACUUUGUUACAGAAGUAUGGGAUAAUGAAGAAGUUGACAAACAUCCAUCCAGAGGUGUCUUUUUCUAUUGAGUAGCAGGUAAGGACAUAGUUCAGCAGUGCUUAAAACUAAAAUUUGUGUGUGAAUCCACAUUAUGUAUGUGCAUUUUGUAUUGCCCAUAUCUAGGACUGGGAAAAACCAUGUAAUUUUUCAUGGAGCCAUCACUGGGUUUUCAGGAAUUGGUACUACUGCUGAAAAAUGUUGGCAAUGUAUUUGUUGGGUCUGGGCCACUUUAUUCUUCCCUGCUAGUAUGCGAGAGAAACAAAACAACAUCUGUGGCUUAGCUUCAUGUCUGAGCUGGGAACUGUGGUCUGUUUUGCCUCAAACAAACUACAAUCUGUAGCUGAUAUUUAUUCUUAGACUACUGAUCAUUCAUCAGUAAAAGAAAUCAUAAUCCCCAGUUAAGACAUAAUACUAAGCCAGUUCAUUAACUAGAAACAAAAGGAUUGCUUAUUUUUAAGUGAUUGCUUAAUUUUAAUUAAAUUGCACAGUUCUUAACUUUACUGUAGGGCCACAGAAUCAUGAAGAUGUUGGAUUACAAGAUAAUGAAGAUGUUGACAAAAGUCUAUCCAUUGAUCACCUUUUCCAUCCAAUACCACGUAAGAACAGUUAGCGGUGAUGAAACCUGGAAAUCCCAUGUGGUCCAACCUUACAUAUCAUAUUUGCAUGUCAUGAUAAACCAUAGUUACUGGUUUGCACAAAAAGCGCAUUUUCAUGGCCCAUAUUUACAUUUUCAGGGAGCCAUCACUAGAUUUUCAGGAACCAAUUUAAAUUCUGAAGAGUUGAUAGUGACCUCAUUUGCAUGUCACAGUAAACCAUGGAUAAUGAAAACUGUGGUUUACUGUGAACACAUAGUUCUGGGCUGCUUUCCUUCUCUUUUUUUAUACCAAGUGAACACAGAACCCAUAGACUGCACACUGUCUUGUCACGCAGCGGGAGGGGGGUGGAGCAAAGCCAAAAUUUGACAUGCUGCCUUCCCAAAGCUGGGUAAGUGAGGCACUGGGUUUGGGGAGGGAGGUGUGAGGCUCUGGCAGGGUCCUAUAGCCCUUCUAUCUCCUUCCCAAAGCUGGGAAAGUGCUAACUGGCUUUUAGAAAGGAGGCAGGAGGACUCUAGGACCCUGUCAGGGCUCUCACAGCUCCCUCCCAAGGCCCAGUGUCUCACUUACCUGAUUCUAGGGCUGCUGUGGGCUGCACAUCCCAAAUUUACCUAUAUGGGGUGGGUGGGCUUAACCCCUUCCUGUCUGGAAUCUCCACCUGCAGUGAGAGUGUGGCAUAUUAACCCUUUCCUGCCCUGAGGGGAGAGGUUUAACUCUUCCCAUAGCGGUCUUUUUUUUUUCUCUUAGAAGGAAAAGCAUGGAGGAGGGGCCCAUUCAGUUACUGCCCUUUCUUCCCACCUACCCUCUACAACUGCAAUCUAGAGAUAGAAACCACUUACCUUUAUGAAUCAACUGGGGAUUUGUUUUGUUUUGUUUCAGACAAACCACAAUCUCAGACAAACAAGUUUGGAUUACUGAUUGUGAUUUGUUUGAGCAAAACAAACCACGGUCCCAAGUUUGGACAUAGUACAAAGCCAGUUCAUUAACUACCCAUGACCUAUGUUCAUAAGAAAUUAGUGAACAAGGAAUCUGAUUUAUUUUUUUAACCGAAUCACAUAUUUCUUAACUUUUAUUAUAGUACCACCAAAGAAUGAAGAUGUUUAUAAAAAUCAACCAGAAGAUGUCCUUUUUCAUCCGAUACCAGGUAAGGGCACAGUUAGCUGUGGAGAAACUUCCAUGUGAUCCAACCGUACAAAUAAUUCUUCAGAGGCCAUAUCUACUUAGGUCUCACUAUUGUUCAGUUACCAAAGCUACCAGAACACCUAGGCCUAAUCUCUGAUGCUUGCUAUGUAUUAUUUAUUUGGGGUACGGGCAACCCCCCAUUUAUGUGCAUUCGAUAUGCAUGCGACCACACAUCACAUCCAGUGUUUGAAACUCCCAUUGUUCUAGGCGCAUUUUGCAACAGGGAAUUUCCUAAGUGCGAGCAGUUUCUGAGCUUUGGGCACAGUCCUGUGCCUAAGAUUUCAGAUUAAAACUGCAGAGUGGAAGGAAAGGAGGACCUUUUUCUGCCUCCCCACUUCCAGUUAUUCUCUGAAGAUAGGAGAAGAGACCCUCUUAAGAACAUUAGGGGGUGGGCAGGGGAAGGACUAGACCAUGUGAAAAAUGAACAUAAUAUUUUAGCUGCAGUUCAUUCAUAUUCAGCUUUGUAUUCUUGCUAUAAAAAAGCACGCCUAGACAUUCCAUUGUUGCGCCCAUAACCUAAGUUUAUGGUGUCAAUUAGCUCCUAGCUUUCAUAUCUCAGUUUCUAACACUUAUCACAUCGAAGCCCGGAAGUGGUCAAAAAAGUCACAAAAGGGGGCAGAAUGGGGUGGAGGUGGAAUGGGGUGUUUGCAGGCUUUUUCAAUGGUGUUUCAAAUAUACGUGAUUUUACUUAAGCAUGCGGUGCCUUGGAACUUAACCCCCACAUAAAUGAAGGGUUGCCUGUAUAUACUUUGCUCCCAUGCCCCCUUUGGGAAGAUUCCUGUGGAUUUUCAGGAAUCAGUAAAAAGAGUUGACACUGACUGCAUUUGCAUGUCAUUAUAAACCAUAGUUAAAGGUUAGCUGUGAAUUACUGACCAAUUUGUUUGAAGAAAGAAACCAUGAGCCCUGGCUUGGACAUAAUGGACAGUCCAUUAGCUAUGCUUGAACUAUGUACAUAAGAAGUAUUGCACAAAUUAAAUAUUUGUUUUUAAUUGAAUUGCAUUCUUAACUUUUAUUACAGGACGAAUGUUUAAUGAAGACAGAUGUAGGCUGAGCCUAGUCCAUGCCAGGGAAUCGUUGGCCCGCGUCCUCAGAUCCAGAGAGAGAGCAAAAGAAAGCACCAGGAAAGAUCCUUCUUUGGAGGAAAACAGUUUAUUCUCUGUGCACAGAGACAGCCAGCAGAAUAAUUUCUGGAAGACUGGCUGCCCCGAAAUACGCCUCUGCAAACUUUCUUAUACCUUGAGAAAGCUCUCUCCCUCCUCCCCCCAAACGCCCUCCAGAAACUUCCCCAAUCAGCUGGAAAGUUUUCAACUUAUUUUUUAUAUGGCAUGGCAUAUCUAUAAUGCUAGCCCUCUAUGCAGCCCCCUCCCUAUUUUCCCUAUACGUGUCUUUCUAAGCGUCCUGCAUCCCCUCCUCCCGUCUCCCUCGUAUGUGUCUUUCUUAUCUUACAUUCCUAAAGUAAGAAAGCGAGGGGCCUCUGGUUAUUUCUAGCUUACAGUCUCCUUCAUAUGUGUCUUUCUUAUCUUGCAUUCCUAAAAUAAGAAAGCGAGGGGCCUCUUUUGCAGAAGUCAAAUUAGCUCAGAAAUUUACUUAGAUCCAAAGUACAGAGAAUAUAGAAGAUCCUUCUUAGGUACAAGGUACAAGGUAUAGAAAGCAUAUAGAAAGCAACCCUUCCCUCUCCCUUCACUCCCUCCUCUUCUUAUGAACAACCUAAUACUUAGGUUCGUUCUGGGGUAGGGGUCUAUAAUCUCUCAUGAAAGCAAGCACACGAGGUCCCAUCAUGCGAGACAUCAUCUUCUCCAUCAUACUUUGCAUACAUUGCAUCAAGCAGGGCAUACAGAAGCAGAAAAGCAAUAAAAGCAUUAUUGGACCUAUCACCAUAGUAAAUAUCCUCCCCAUCCAUCCACCUGGGAAGAUGCCGUCCAACCAAGACAUAUCCCAGCCCUCCCAGGUUUGUACAGGGACAUGUGCUACCUUUUCAAUGCUUGCUGCCAGAUCACGGAUAGCCUCGCCAUGGUCUGAAAUGUUGAAGCAACAUGCUCCACCUGUCAGGUUCAGGGCAGCACAAAAACCUCCUUGCUUAGCUAAAAUGAAGUCCAUUCCCAAACGCAAUUGGAGAAUAGCCGUUCGGGUUUCAUCUAGCUGGGUGGCAACAAGACGGAGGGCGGUGGCUGUAGCAUUGGCCACAACUUCCACCACUGCCUGGAGCCUGAUGAUUCGAUUGAGAUUGUAAAUGGGCUCUCUGGCACCUGCCACUAACUCAUCAGGGUUCCAGGAGGCAGGAUCAUAGUGGGCAAUUAUCCGCUCAGGUGGCCAUUCGUCCUUUCCCCAGGUUUGUUUACUACCCCCCGCGAUGUUGGAGAUAUCAGCAAAGCGGCGGUUACGAUGGGAUGGGGAAGAGGGUAUCCACAUUGGAGGUACAAGAAACGCUGGAAAGCAGACACCAUAUCCGUUCUGUGGAUAGAGGUGAUAAGCUUUUGUUCCACAAAUCCAAUAAAUAUUACUGCCGCGCUGAGAAGAGGUCCAGCUGGCUCGAGAACCUUCCACCAUGAGUGCAAGGUUGGUACAAGCCCCGCCACAUUCAGAGAUGUCCAAAGGACUACCACAUGUACAUUUACAUGAUGACCGUCCUAUAAACCUCGUAUAGUUGUAGACGGUAUUUCGGGUUUGAUUAAUACAGAACCAUCCAGAGACCCUAUAAACUCGUAAAGGAGCUGAAUGGUUCCAAUAAGGAGUUGGGCGGGAUGGACUAUGUGUAUAUUGGAUCUGAGAACGAUUGAGGGGUAUGGGGAGCAUGGGCAUUCCUCCUCCUCCAUCUAAGGGUCCAAGGGUACAAACUAAACAAGCAGUUUUAUUUGCUUCAUGGGCUACUAUUUCUGCCAAUUGAAGCCACUUGUUAUAGAGACUCUGAGCCCCCUGUUUUCUCAUUUCCUGUGUGGGGAAAAUGCUAUUACGAUUUAAGACCUGGAAGCAUUCGGCCUUGGGAAUAGAUUCUCCCAUCAUAAAUAGGAGAAGGAUCAUCAAGGGGAUGGAGGGGAUCGCUUCCUUCCAAAAAACCUAUGGCGCUCGUGCCAACAGAAAUACGAGAGCAUCCAUAUGACAAGGGCGAUACAUAUCACUCCUAUCCACCAAACCCAAUAUCUCCAUGGUUCCUCCCACCAAAAAUCAGGGUUCAUUUCUAGUUUUCUUUUACAGCUGAAGGGCCCACUGAUACUCGUAUUCAACUAUUUCCUGGGCCUCAGGGGUAACUUUCCACUUCUCUGCUGAGGCACCUACUAUACGGAGCAAUUUCCCUACAAUCCCUUGUGGGUGGACUGGGCUCUCGUGUUGUCUCUUCAAGAUAUUAUACCCAAAAGGGGCUCCUCCCUCUUCAUAUAUCAGCAUGCACCCACAGGAAUAUGUCCACCCCUGCAAUGGCCUGACACUUGGGGUGACUAUAUCAAGGGUUCCGGACCCAAUACCAAAAGUCCGAUUGGUGCCUCUGAAUUUGCUGGAGAGCAAGUUUCUACGUUGGGGACGCUGCCCGCGGGCGCCCUCCCAUCCAAUUCUUCAGCCGUGCGUAGAGAUAUCAGCCUCCGGAGUGAUAUCAGCAGGGCGGUUGUCUACCGGGCGUCUGGAGAUGGUCAGCCGAAGGGAAUUCUCUGGAUCUGGUGUUACUGUCCAGUCUGAAAUGGCUUUCUUCACUCGAGUAUGGUGGACCCACGGGGUGAUGCCGGCAACCUUCACAGCAGUAGGGGUAGAGAGUAGCACAGUGUAGGGUCCCCUCCAGCAGGGCUGUAGGGGGGCUCGCUGCCAGUCUUUCACCCACACUUCGUCACCUGGCUCGAACUGAUGGAACGGUUCAGUUAACACACAUGGGGUGCGAGCCUGGGUCCACCUGUUGAGGUAAGAGAAAACUUGGGAGAGUGACUGUACAUAGUUAUUCAAUUGUACAUCUUGGCUAGCAUAUGGAGUUAACAUUCUAACAUAUGGAACUGGUCUCCCAAACAUAACUUCAAAAGGUGACAAAUGGGUCCGUUUUGACGGGAGACUGCGGACCCUGAGUAAUGCCAAGGGCAACAUGGUCACCCAAUUAGACCCGGUCUCCUGUGUCAGCUUGGACAGCUGAUUCUUUAGAGUUCUGUUCAUCCUCUCUACUUUUCCAGAACUCUGGGGUCUAUAAGCAGUAUGCAGCUUCCAGUUGAUCUGGAGCGCUUUUGCCAGUCCCUGUAGGACUGCAUGAACAAAUGCUGGUCCAUUGUCAGAUCCUAUGGACCUUGGCAGUCCAUAGCGAGGAUGAUUUCCCUAAGCAGGCACCUGGUUGCUUCAAGUGCCUUUUCAGUCUUUGUGGGCCAUGCUUCAACCCAUCCGGUGUAGGUGCACACUGCUACCAGCAGGUAGCGGUGCAGUCCACAACGGGGUAAUUCAGUAAAGUCCACGACAAGAUCUUCCAUAGGUGCAGUUCCACUGUGCUGAAUCCCUGGGGGAGCCAGUGGUCCGGCUCUGGGAUUAUUCUUUUGACACAGCAGGCAUUUCCUGGAGAUCUGGGCUGCCAGUUGGUAAAGGUGGGCUAUAUAGAAGCAUUUUUCCAGCUGCUUGGUUGUAGCAUCUGGUCCUAUGUGGGUUGAAUCAUGGUAUCUCUGAGUAACCUGCCGAGAAAGGGACUCUGGAAUCCAUAUCCUGUCAUCAGGGGUAAGGUACCAUCCUUCGUUGGACAACGUCAACCCCUGAGCGUCUGCAGUGUCCCUUUCCUGCUUCGUAUAAGCUGGCUUGUCAGUAGUGCUUAAAAUCUCUUCUGGGACCAGUGCUCCAAUAACCGAGGCGGGGGCCAGUUCUUGGGCUGCUUCCUUGGCUACUCUGUCUGCCAAUCGGUUUCCUCUGGCCACUUCCCCUGGUCCAGUCUUGUGUCCAUAACAAUGGAUAACUGCCACUGCCUCGGGCUCCCAUACAGCAUCCAGAAGGUUCAAUAAGGCUUGUGGGUGGGCCACCUGGCUUCCUCUGGAGGUAAGCAAACCUCUUUCUUUCCAUAAGGCUCCAUGGGCAUGUAAAGUCAGGAAUGCAUACUUAGAAUCUGUAUAAAUGUUUAUCUUCUGUCCCUUUGCCAGGCUCAGGGCUCUGGUAAGCGCAGUUAGCUCUGCCAGCUGGGCCGAUGUUCCAGGUGGGAGUGACUUUGCUUCGAUCACCUGGUCUUCCAGGGCAACCACUGCAUAGCCUGCCUUCCGCUGUCCAGUCUCAACAAAGCUGCUUCCAUCUACAAACCAUGAAGGCCAGUGGGGUUUGCCUCAUCUUUUAGGUCAGGUCUGCUGGAAUAUACUUCAUCCAUCACUUCAAUGCAAUCGUGCAUCUGCUCCUCACCUUCUCCUACCGGCAACAGGGUAGCUGGGUUGAGGGCGGUGGUAACCUGGAACUUCAAACGCGGGUGCAACAAUAGCAUCUGGCACUUUCUCAUUUUUGCUUGGGAGAGGAAAUAGGUACCCUUCAUGUCAAGCAGAGCUGGGACUGCAUGCGGGGUCACACAAACAGUGUCUUGGCCAAAAGUAAAUUUGUCUGCUUUGUGCAGUAGGGUGGCUACUGCCACUACUGCUCUCAUGCAUGGCGGUAAACCUUGUUCUGUAGGCGUCAGGCGCUCAGAUAGGUAUGCCACGGGCUGCUGCCAGCUUCCCAAUUUUUGGCAUAGCACUCCCUUUGCUGUUCCCUGGUCUUCAUCCACAAAUAGGGAGAAAGGCUUCUCAGGAUUUGGGAUGCCCAGCGCUGGUGCUUGCUGCAAUGCCUUUUUCAGAUCCUUGAAGGCAUGCUGUUGCUCUUCUCCCCACACAAAGGGGUCCUUUUCAGUUCCUCUGGUUGACUCAUGCAGAGGCUUGGCAAUUGUGCUGUAGUCUGGUAUCCAUAUUCUACAGAAUCCUGCUGAGCCCAGAAAGCCGCGAAGUUCCCUGCGAUUCUUUGGCUCUGGAAUCUGGAUGAUGGCUUGCUUCCUUUCUUCCCUUAGGGUCCGUCGCUGAUGGGAUAUAUCAAAUCCAAGGUAUUUCACGGUGGGUUGACAUAUCUGGGCCUUUUCUUAGAUACUCGGUAUCCUGCUUCAGCCAGGUGAUUUAACAAGUCCUUGGUGGCCUCCAUACACGUGCUCUCGUCUGAACAGGCCAAAAGAAGAUCAUCCACGUACUGCAUCAAGACUCUGCGCGGACUGGUGGGGAAGCUAGACAGGUCCGAGGCCAAUGCAACCCCAAAAAGGGUUGGAGAAUUCUUGAAGCCUUGUGGAAGCCUCGUCCACGUGUAUUGCACCCUGGUGCCUGUUCCCGGAUCUGUCCAUUGAAAUGCAAACAGGGGCUGACUUUCUUCUGCCAGGCGGCAACAGAAGAAUGCAUCCUUCAAGUCCAAUACGGUGAAAUAACAUGCGGUGGGAGGUAUUAGACUCAACAGCGUGUAAGGAUUGGGCACAUUGGGGUGGAGGGUCUCCACGGCCUGGUUGACUAAUCUAAGGUCUUGGACCGGGCGGUACGAGCCAUCUUCCUUCUUCACCGGCAAGAGUGGGGUGUUCCACUGAGAUUGACACUGCCUCAGGAUGCCAUGGCGAAGUAACCGUUCCAAAUGUACCCAUACUCCUUCCGCAGCUCUUCGGGGAUCGGAUAUUGGUUCACAGCCACAGGGUUGGCGAAUGGCUUGGGCUUGACUAUUAUAGGUGGGAUGUUCUUUGCCAUUCCGGGCGGGUUGCUUUCUGCCCAUACACCAGGGUUAACUUCUUGCAGGAGGUCUUCUGGAAUAAUCCCCUCCUCUUCUUCUACCAUCAUUAAGCGCCAGUGUUCCCUCAAGGGUACCUCUAAGGAGAACUCUCCUGCUUGCCCUGUAGUCAUUGUCACUUCUCCUGUCGGUUGGAAGGAAAUCUGGGCUUGCAAUUUUGAUAGCAGGUCUCGGCCCAACAAUGGGAUGGGACACUCUGGUAUAUACAAAAACUUGUGUUGGACCACUUGGCCGCCCAGGCGACAGGCAACAGAUUGCAAGAAGGGGGCUCUUUGUGAUUUGCCUGUAGCUCCUAUUAUGUUAAUUGUUUGCUUGGUGGGCUUGGACACUGGUACUGGCAAAACAGAGUGGGCGGCUCCUGUGUCAACCAUGAAGGGGAUGGUUCGGUUCCCUGUUUGUAUUUUGACCAUGGGCUCACGGGAACCUAAAUCAGCUGGGCCCGGUCUGUCCUAGUAUUCUUCCUCCUCCUCUCUCAGGCUCAUCGCGGCGGGCUGUCUUUGGGCUGGAGGGUGCCAGGGAGGUCCCUGUCCACGUCCUCUACCCCUGCCUGUAUUUGCAGAUGUCCAAGGUCUCAGUUCUUGUCCAGGUCCCACGGGGAUUGGGCCUGGGAUUCGCUCUCCUCGUCCUCCUCCACCUGAGUGAGCUUGUGGGCAUUCUCUUUUCCAGUGCCCUUCCUGCCGGCAGAUGGCGCACUGGUUCCUCCCCAGACGGCCUUGCCCUCCUCCCCGGGCACUUCCUCUUUCCUGAGGGGUGGGUGCGGUAGCCUGUAGCGCCAUCAACUUCUUUGCUUGAUACUUCUCCUUUUUCUUUUGUGCCUCUUCCUCCCUCUGAUUAUAAGUGGUUUGAGCCAGUUCUAACAUCCACUCAAGGGUGUGGCCCAUGAACCCCUCGUGUUUUUGAAUCUUUCGGCGGACAUCGGGCGCCGCUUGGGCCACAAAGGCAGCUUUUAUGAUAGGGGCGUUGGCAGCCUCAUCUGGGUCCACAGGAGUAUACUGGCGGUAGGCUUCCUUCAGGCGUUCUAAAUAUGCUCCUGGGGCCUCUUCAUUCCCCUGCACUACCUCUCUAACCUUCACAAAGUUGGUGGGUUUCCUAGCUGCCCUUCUCAUACCAUUUAACACAUUCUGGCGGUAGGUAGUGAGGAUGUUCUGGCCAUCAACAGUCUGAUAAUUCCAAUUCGGGGUGUUUUCUGGAUAUCCUGCUGCCAUAGCUGGAUCCUGCACUCCCUGCGCUCUCAGGUGUGCUCGGGCUUCAGCAUGGAUUCGCCUAGUUUCUUCUGUGGUUAGCAGCGCAUCCAUCAAAUACUGCACAUCAUCAAAGGUGGGAUUAUAAGUUUUAAAAAUCCCUUCAAACAGCUUUAUGAUCUUCGCUGGGUUUUCCUCAAAAGAUGGGUUUUGAUUUCUCCAGUUACAGACAUCUGCACUUGAAAAGGGUAUAUGCUGGACCGUAUAGGUCCGUUCUGCUGCUGCUCCAUUAGUCCCUGGAGGUCCUGGUGGGUCAUAAACCCUUCGGAGGGGCAUUACUCCGACCCCACCCUUUUCUGUGCCUCAUGGGACUUAUGGAAGGCUGCCCUGGUUGCUGCUUCUAUCCAUUCCCUCUGCCAUUUCUUCCCUUGUGUUGAGGAGCAUCCUGCUGCAGCCAACACGUGGGGGCUAACAUCCACUUCUUCUGCAUAGGGUUGUACAUACUGUUGCAAUCUCAAAGACUGAUACUGAGUCCACUCUCUUCCCUUCUUUGCUAACUCAACCAAUCCCUUUACAAAUUCCUCAUCAUCGUCUUCUUCUUCUUCUGAUUCAUUAGCCUUGGGGGGUUCAGGCUGGGGGCUAGCUCCUCCCGGUGCCUGGGGGCCUGGGUCCAGGGGAGGGGCAGUUGGUGGAGCAUAGGGUGGAGGUGGUUUAAUGACUUCCCCUCCUCUUCUUCUGGGUCUGGUAUCACUGGGGGCUUUUCUGACGUCCCUGUCGGUCGAACUGCACAAACUGUACUUUGUGGGCGUCGCCUCGGCAGGCUUUCAACCACGAUGGGUUCUUUUCUACAUUGGUUUUCCAAGUAGAAAUGUAGGGGAUCUGGUCUGGGUGGACGUUCAAGAUAUUUCGAUACAGUGGGUUGAUUAGUUGCAAAUCGAAGCUCCCCUCCGAGGGCCAGUUAGUUUGUUGCGAGGGCCAGUCAACCUCACAUAAUGUUCUCAUCCUCCGUUGCCUCAAUUUGAUUCCCCAAUCAUCAUGCUUUGUGGCUGCUUUCCAGUUGUUUAAAAACAUUCCAGAGGACUACAUUGGCUUGCCCCAGACCCCAUUUUCAGAUACUCUGCUGCUAACAGGUUGUAAAUUCUUUCACUCUACACACACUACAGCCCUACAAUCGCUCGGCCAAGGGGGACACUAAGCCCUGGCCCACACUUGACAAUUCAGUCACUAGAGUAUCUGACAUGCAACAUACAACAUACAAAACACAUCAAUAUAAUUUCAACAUGUAACACACUAGACACACCAAAAUAAUUUCAGCAUGCAAUACACAAAACACACCAAAAUAAUUUCAACAUGUAAUACACAAAACACACCAAAAUAAUUUUCCCCUCUGUUCCCCCCCUUUUUUUUUUUUUUUUUUUUUUUUUUUUUACCAAACCUUACCGGUGGCACACCACUGCCACGCCCCUUUUUUUUUUCCUUCCUGGCUGCACUCUACUGCAUAACCAGGUGAGGCUGAUCAGGCCUCCCUCUUUUCCCUUGGGCUCACGCCCACGCCCUUUCCCUUGGGCUUACCGUUUUCUGCUGCAGAUUCCCUUCCCUGGCCAGUCCUCUUUCCUCCCUCGACCUGGGUCCUUGCUCCGGAGCGGUGUGGCUGGCUCCCCACAAAUUGGCAGGGUGCGCGUGGAGCCUGCAAUUGCCGAUCCGAGCUGUCCACCAAGGUCGAGCCUGGCUCUCCCCAGCCCUCUGAGGUGGGGCAGAUUCCCGGUCAGGGAACCAAGAUGUAGGCUGAGCCUAGUCCAUGCCAGGGAAUCGUUGGCCCGCGUCCUCAGAUCCAGAGAGAGAGCAAAAGAAAGCACCAGGAAAGAUCCUUCUUUGGAGGAAAACAGUUUAUUCUCUGUGCACAGUGACAGCCAGCAGAAUAACUUCUGGAAGACUGGCUGCCCAGAAAUACGCCUCUGCAGACUUUCUUAUACCUUGAGAAAGCUCCCUCCCUCCUCCCCCAAACGCCCUCCAAAAACUUCCCCAAUCAACUGGAAAGUUUUUAACUUAUUUUUUAUAUGGCAUGGCAUAUCUAUAAUGCUAGCCCUCUAUGCAGCCCCCUCCCUAUUUUCCCUAUACGUGUCUUUCUAAGCGUCCUGCAUCCCCUCCUCCCGUCUCCCUCGUAUGUGUCUUUCUUAUCUUACAUUCCUAAAGUAAGAAAGCGAGGGGCCUCUGGUUAUUUCUAGCUUACAGUCUCCUUCAUAUGUGUCUUUCUUAUCUUGCAUUCCUAAAAUAAGAAAGCGAGGGGCCUCUUUUGCAGAAGUCAAAUUAGCUCAGAAAUUUACUUAGAUCCAAAGUACAGAGAAUAUAGAAGAUCCUUCUUAGGUACAAGGUACAAGGUAUAGAAAGCAUAUAGAAAGCAACCCUUCCCUCUCCCUUCACUUUGACAGAAGUCCAGUAAAAGAUCUCUUUUUCCAACCGGUACCAAGUAAGCACACAAUUUAGCAGGGGUGAAACCUGAAAUUGCCAUAUGAUCGUACCUUACAUAACAUUUGCACAAAAGAUGAACAUUUUGUAUUGCCUAUAUUUAGAGCUGAAAAAUAGUUAAAUUUUCAAGGAUCCAGCCUUGACUUAGCUUUAUUUCUGGCCUAGAGAUUGUGGUAUGUUUUGCCUUAAACAAACUAUGAUCUGUAGCCACUGCUGCUGCUUCUUUUAGUGAUAAUGAUUUGUUAAAGCAAAAGAACCCAUCCCUACAUCAAACAUGAUGCUAAACCAGAUCAGUGCAUUCACAGUUAAACAUCAACUAUGGAUUACUUGCAGGGGUCACCAGCCUGUGACCUGCAGUGGUGUGUCACUGAGCAGGUGCCCCAGACUGAGUUUUCAAUUACAAAAAAAAAAAAAAAGGCCUCAAGUUCUCCUAGAAAGAUAGAUAAGGGGCAAAUUGUGCAGGUACCUUCUAAAUGAUUUCUGUGAAAUGAGAGUGGUGUGGUUAUCUUGUAUAUUUUCCUCAGUACUGUACAGUGGAACCUUGGUUGUUGAACGUAAUCUGUUCUGGAAGACCGUUCGACUUCCAAAACGUUUGACAACCGAGGUGCAAUUGCCGGUUGGCAAAAUCCAUUGAAAAAAUGGAGAAACGUGUCACAGCUAAAAUGGCCGCUGUUUCUUUAAUGCGAAUAAAGCUGGGUCAGCAUGACUCAGCGGCCUGCAGCAGGUUGUAUAUAUAAAGUGAGAAAUGUUAGUUUGUGCUGAGGCUGGUGUUUGGGUUGGUUAGUGCUGGUGUGUAUAGUUAUUCAGUCGUGUUUUGCACAAAGACUUUUAAGAAUAAAACUCUGCAAGGAUAUUCUCGUGGACUCUUUUUGUGCCGACAAGGGUCCGAGGACCAGGCUGAGGAGACAAAGGGAGGUCAGAACCUUUCCCUCCUUUUUUUGCUUUUUACAAACACUGACAAAACGCGCCUCAGAAGCUGUUCGACUUCCGAUGCGUGUUCGAAAAUGGAAGCAUUCACUUCCAGGUUGUUGGUGUUCGACAACUGAAGCAUUUGAUUCCCGAAGCAUUCGACAACCAAGGUUCCACUGUAUUGAGGAACACACUCUGUUGUUACUAGACAGCAACAGCAUCAGUGAGUGUGUGUGUGUAUAAUCUCCAUAAUUAGGAACCAUUAAGACAUAGCUGACUUCCCAUAGUAUGUGCAUAAAGUUGUUGGGAGUGAUUGUCUCUCUAAUUUUAUUAUGCCAUGCCCCCUCCAUGGCAGUCAUUUUGUGACUGGUAGGUACUCUAACACUCUCUCAAAGUUCAAAAUCUGCCUGCUAGUCAAAAAAUGUUAGUGACACCUGGUACAGUGGUGCCUCGCAAGACGAAAAGAAUCCGUUCUGGGAGUCUCUUCGUCUAGCGGUUUUUUCGUCUUGCGAAGCAAGCCCAUUGAUGGGAUUAGCGGAUUAGCGCUAUUAGUGCUAUUAGCGGCUUUUAGCGGCUUUUAGCGGCUUUUAGCAGCUUAUCAGCUUAUCGGAUAAGCAGAUAAGCGGCUUAGCGACUUAGAAAAAGAGGGGGGAAAGGGGGAAAAAAAACCAGGAACUCGCAAGACAUUUUCGUCUUGCGAAGCAAGCCCAUAGCAGAUUCGUUUUGCGAGGCACCUCCAAAACGGAAAACUCUUUCGUCUAGCGAGUUUUCCGUCUUGCGAGGCAUUCGUCUUGCGGGGCACCACUGUAGACUGUGACAUGUAAACUGGGUUACUUUUUCAAAUCCCUGGGAAUUUUCUAUCCAGAGGAUCAGGUAUCUAGGAUUCCUGCAGCCCUGCCCAUAUAUUUUCAACAUGUGCUGUCAAGAUCUCUCAGAUAAACCAAGAAUACACUUCUCUCUAUGACAUCUGUGCACCAAGUCCAAAUGGCAAAUGCAUGCACAAAAGUGUUUUUGGAUUGCUCCCCCAUAGUGGAAUACCCAUUGCCUGGAGAACCACUAUAAGCUAAAUCUUUCAGGAUUUUUUUUCCAGUCUGGGCUGGCUUCAGAAAAUCUACAGUAUAACAACAAAGGCAACAAUGGCAACAACUGCAGAUAAAACAGUGACCUAUACAAAGAUGUACAAUAAGCAGUUUUCAACAUAUAUUUAUAAAAUUAUAUUCAGAGCUUGAUGAUGAUAACUUACUUAUAUAGUGAAUAAUUGGUUUCCAUUCAUUUGUUCAUUCAUUGCUAUGCCGAUGAAUCUGUUGAUACUUGUAAUUCAGUUAAUUUAACAACAACAAAAUGCUUGGUACCACAUCUUUUUCUUUUUCCAUCAUUUAGCAAAAAGAACGCUUCAUAAAGUUAAAAUGUAUGGUUUUAAUUCUUGCUGAUCACACAUUGACUUCUUUUCAUACAGAAUUUGGUAAGCAAUUUAGUGGAUUUAAAGGUAAACAGCUGUUUCCAUUUGAUUAAUUUUAAACAACUGCCCUGCCUUAAGUUUCAGACAAUGCAGAGAUUGAGAAGCGCAUACAACUUGUCUCCAAAGAAGAAGAAAGACCACGACCCCGGGAACAGAUACUGUUGGCUGUAUCCUCAGCAACUCUGUGUGUCUUAAUAUUGCUUACAAUGCUUUGUGGUAUGACUAUAUACCAAUGUAGCAAAAGAAUUAGGUAAGUCUUCCCAUCACACAAAUGAUGAAUUCUAACGAUCCACCUGUAUAUUCUGUAUUAAUAGUCAACACAUUAUCUAAAUGUGGUUCCUUGUGUAGCCAAAAUGGCAUCAUCCACACACAAGAGGAAGGCAUCAGUAGGCUUGGGGGAAUCCAAAGGUUUAGAGAAGUAUUUUUUUUAAAACCCCACAAAAAAACCUAAUUUGUAGUAGAAGAGGCAAAACAACUCAGUCAAGACAGAACAUGCUCAGUGGGCGCAGAACACAGGCUAACUGCUAUAGGGGCAGGGGAGGAAGAGCAAUGGAAUGGAGUAUCCCGGAAGGCGGAAUACACGGUUAACUGACUCAAAUCCUGGAAUGGGAACACUCCAUCUUGCAACUUUAUACUUAUAGGUCCUAUAUGUUCUUGCUCUGAUAUUAAAGGGGGGCAGGGCCCUGCCACUAGGGGCAAAAAGCUGCCUGUCCCUUUUUAACAUACAUUUUUCGCAUCUCCCCUAAUAUGCCUGCAUGCUGCCAUCUCCACAUGGAAGUGGCUUGGUAAAGCAACUGUUUGUCAGAUGACCAUGCAGGUCGCAGGCAAAUGCUCUGCAUUGUGGAGAAACCUACAUAGGAAAUGCUGUGCAUGGGAGUGUCUUCCACGUGGGAAGGUAUUUCGAGUGACACAGCCCUGAGUUCCUUAGAAACAGCAGACACAAAAUCAACACCCUCUUUGCAUUCCAGUUUCACAGAGCUCUCAUUUACUUCUUCUGAAAAUCAAGCACUAUUUGGGCCAUCCUUUUUCCAUCCCUAUCCAUCCGAAUCUGCAAUGUCUAGAACUGAGAGCUUGAUAUGGAACGAGUCCGGACCAAGAUCAGUAGGACGGAGCCCCUCGGUGGCUAAACCCUCAAGGAUGCUAACAUUUGAUCCUGUUGUACACUCAGUAGAUGAGGUGUCAUCAUUUUCUGAUGAAUCAGCCCGCACUCUAGAGUCAAUCAGGCUUAGAGAGACAGAACCAUCUGAAAUAGUGGCACCCUCUCAAGCCCCAUCAACUGAAGCACCACCUCCAAGUGCACCAGCAGCAGCACCGCCACCAAAUGAGCCAGCAGCAGCACCACCACCACCACCACCUCCACCAAGUGAGCCUGCAGCUGCACCCCCACCACCUGGUGGCCCAGCACCACCACCACCACCAAGCGAGCCUGCAGCUGCACCCCCGCCACCACCUGGUGGCCCAGCAGCAGCACCUCCACCUCCACCUCCACCAAGCGAACCUGGAGCUGCACCCCCACCACCACCUGGUGGCCCAGCAGCACCACCUCCACCUCCACCAAGCGAGCCUGGAGCUGCUCCCCCACCCCCACCCCCACCUAGUGGCCCAGAAGCACCACCAGCACCGCCGCCACCACCACCACAAGGUUAA
Podarcis lilfordi (Lilford's wall lizard) is the source of this 19081-nucleotide messenger RNA. NCBI's taxonomy places the organism in Eukaryota, Metazoa, Chordata, Lepidosauria, Squamata, Lacertidae. The record is from the annotation of a GenBank genome assembly.